Molecule: messenger RNA, 1641 nt
Organism: Drosophila hydei
Lineage: Eukaryota; Metazoa; Arthropoda; Insecta; Diptera; Drosophilidae
Gene: CAH2
Product: carbonic anhydrase 1
Exons: 4
Coding region: 95-1084 (329 amino acids)
Cellular component (GO): cytoplasm
Molecular function (GO): zinc ion binding; carbonate dehydratase activity
Source: RefSeq, a predicted model, not a curated record
ACAAAUUGACAGUGCGAAAGUGUGACAGUGUGCCGUGUCAGUGGUCGAAGCUUAAGGGCUCAAGUUAUUCACUUCCAGUGCGCAAGAAAAAAAAAUGUGGAGUCAACAAAGUGUUUGGUGGCCUUUGAUCUUGACCUUUGCUGCUGCGGCCUGGUCUCAAGAUUUUGGCUACAGAGGACAGCAUGGCCCGGAGCAUUGGGGCGACGACUAUCAGAAGUGCAGCGGCAAGUUCCAAAGUCCCAUUAAUAUCAACGUGCUGAAUGUGAAGUAUAAGACGUAUGAGGAAUUUACCUUCGAGAACCUUGAUGUUACGCCCAAGCGCGUCAAUUUGACCAACAAUGGACACACUGUGCUGGUCACCAUGGACUUCGACAAGGGCAAGGUGCCGCGCAUGAAGGGCGGCCCCUUGGAGCGCAUGUCCUUCUACCAAUUCGAACAGUUCCAUUUCCACUGGGGCGAGAACGACACUGUGGGCAGCGAGGAUCUGAUUGACAAUCACGCCUAUCCCGCCGAGCUGCAUGUGGUUAUGCGCAGCCUGGAAUUUCCGGACUUUCAAAGCGCCUUGGACCAGGAUCAUGGCAUCGCCGUAUUGGCAUUUUUCUUCAAGAUUACAGACUCAAAUAAUCCCAAUUAUGAUGAAUUUGCCGAGUUGCUGCGGUCGAUCGAUCGCAAGGGCCAGUCUGCGAACCUGAAGAAUCCUUUGCCUUUGCUCAAGUUUAUAGGCACGGACCUUUAUAACUAUUACUCCUACAUAGGCUCGCUGACAACGCCGCCAUGCGCCGAGAAGGUGGUUUGGAUAGAUUUCACUCAGCCCAUCGACAUAUCGGAGUAUCAGCUAAGCCACUUUCGUCUGCUGACCGCCAAUGAUGAUCAUUUGAAGAACAAUUUCCGUCCCACCCAGCCGCUCAACGAUCGUAUCGUUUACCGCAAUGAGCCCUCCAUUAACAGUCUAACCAUGCCUUUUAGCUCAAUACCUUUCGUGGAUGCGGAUAAUGCAGCUGACGGCCUGGCGUGCAGCGCAUUCAGCGCACUGUUCGCUGGCAUCGGCUGCCUGUUGUUAAGCUUGUCAAGGACGGCAUUUUAGUGGCUUUUAAUUAGAGCCGUGUGGCGCUGGGCCGGGCUGGUCUGGGCUGGCAUUUAAUGGCGCAAAUGUUUUGUAUUAAAUCGCAUCGCACUCGCAUGCUCAACAUUUUAAUUAAGCCCCGUAAUUUGGCGCUACCGCGGCGCGGCUUUGUGUGCCGACAAUUUAAAUAUUCGGGCAGAGAAUGAGUCAAGGAUGAACUGGGAACUUGACCCAAUACGCCAAGCACGUGUCUAAAACAAGAGCACAGUAAUGCCCCGCCCACAUGCCCAUUUAAGCAAAUGCUUUAAGUAUUAAGAGUUAACACAGAAGGCUUAUUCAAAAUUUAUGCAGCGCACAUGGCAACGAUUCUAUUUAUUUGAUUGAUUAUUCAUGAAUACACUCACACGCACACACGCACUCUUACACGCCGCAUCUGAGCGUCUAGUGAGCAUUCGUAAUUAUAAGUUAUUUAUGCUCUUUCAUUCAAUUUCCAUGCCUUGAUUUGAUAUUAUAAUGCCACUGCACCAUGUGAUUUACGAGCUCACGCUCUCUAUCUCUAUCUAGAAGUAAGCUCUAUA